Molecule: messenger RNA, 930 nt
Organism: Antechinus flavipes (yellow-footed antechinus)
Lineage: Eukaryota; Metazoa; Chordata; Mammalia; Dasyuromorphia; Dasyuridae
Product: vomeronasal type-1 receptor 3-like
Exons: 1
Coding region: 1-930 (309 amino acids)
Biological process (GO): G protein-coupled receptor signaling pathway
Cellular component (GO): membrane
Molecular function (GO): pheromone receptor activity
Source: RefSeq, a predicted model, not a curated record
AUGAAUUCUCAUAAAGAAGGCCUGGAGAUUCUCUACUUGACCCUGCUUUUGUUUGGAGCCCUGGGGAAUAUGUUCCUUGUCUAUCUACACAGCCAGAAGCUCAUCAUAGGUCCCAGAAAAAGACUCAUUAGCCUGAUAAUUAUCAACUUGGCUUUAGCUCAUACUCUGAUGAUUUUUUUCAGAGGAAUCCCUAUAAUAAUAAUUACUUGGGGAUGGAGAACUUUUCUAGAUGACAUGAUGGGGAAAAUCUUAAAUUACCUCAUAAGAGUGACCCGGGGAGUUUCCCUCACCACCACCUGCCUCUUGAGUGUCUUCCAGGCCAUCACUAUCAGUCCCAACCACCCGCUACGGAUAGAGAUCAAAACUUGGAUCCACAAACAUAUUAUUUCCUGCUCUUUACUCUGCUGGAUUUUCAAUAUUCUGGUAGAUGUCAUAAUGGCAGCAAAUAUAAGUGAUGCAACAAACAGCAGUAAUGAAAGAUGGAGGAUUGGACAUAGCUCUUUCAACUUGCACACAGGAAAUACCAUAAAAAUUCUCAUUUGGAAAUCAGUUAUUGAUGCUCUCUUUGUGGGGCUCAUGAUCUGCUCAAGUGGCUACAUGGUAUCUGUCCUCUAUAGACACAGACGGCAAGUCCAACAUAUUCACACCAGCCUCCUACUCAGAGCCUCCCAUGAGACCAGAGCCACCAAAGCCAUCCUGAUGCUUGUGGUCAAUUUUGUCUGCUUUAACUCGGCCAGUUCUCCUUUCAUCAUUUAUAUAGCUUCUGCUAAAGCAACUAAGCACUGGGGACUACGUUUCACUGUUGCCCUUUCCCUGUUUUAUCCAAUAGUUAGCCCCUUCAUGCUGAUCAGCUUCGACACCCAGAUGCCCAGGUCUUUGAAUAUUCUCUUAGGCCUGAAAAGGUUAGGACAGGAAGAACUCUCAAGUUAA